This is a messenger RNA of Chinchilla lanigera (long-tailed chinchilla), 1581 nucleotides long. RefSeq lists its product as uncharacterized. Gene Ontology annotation, molecular function: serine-type endopeptidase activity. The coding region runs from base 1 to 1581 and encodes 526 amino acids. The transcript has 10 exons. Gene Ontology annotation, biological process: proteolysis; extracellular matrix disassembly; amelogenesis. Lineage: Eukaryota; Metazoa; Chordata; Mammalia; Rodentia; Chinchillidae. The record is from RefSeq and is a predicted model, not a curated record.
AUGGGGACCACAGCAGAAGUCCUCUGGCUCUGUGUCCUGGGAUGCAUCAUCCACACGGCUGCAGAAGCAGAGAUUCCUCCCAAAAAGAAUAGCAGUCAUUUCCAAGAUGGGCUGCACCAGGUCGGCAAAUGCAUCUCUGGUGGCUAUGAAUGCAUUCCACACUCGAAGCCCUGGCAAGUGGCGCUGUUCUACAAUGGCACUUUGUACUGCUCUGGAGUUCUGGUGCAUCAGCAGUGGGUGCUGUCAGCUGCACACUGCUGGAGGAGGUCCUACACCGUUCGGCUGGGCCUGCACAGAAUUCAACAAUGGGAUGAACCAGGCAGCCAGAUGAUUGAGGCCAAUUUCUCCGUGCAGCACCCAUACUACACCCCACCUUGGAGAGACUAUGAUCUCAUGCUUGUCAAGCUGAGCAAACCUGUUGAGUUAUCAGAGACCAUCCAGCCCAUCCACGUUGCCACCAAAUGUCCGGAAACUGGAACCGUGUGCUCCAUUUCUGGCUGGGGUCGCCUAUUGGAUGGCCAGUUCCCUGAGACUCUGCAGUGUGCGUAUAUUCCAAUAGUAUCAGAAGAGUGCUGUAAAGCUGUGUAUCCGAAAUCCUAUGGUGACAGUAUGUUCUGCGCUGGUGGUUUGGACCACAGGGACUCUUGCCCGGAUGCUGCAGAGCAGGAUGAGUUGUGUGAUAGAAUGCUCAUUCCUGGGCCUGUGGGGACAGAGAUAUCCUACACCACUGGGCUGGGCCUCCACGGACUUUUCGAAUGGGAUGAACCAGGCAGCCAGAUGAUUGAGGCCAGUGUCUCCGUGCAGCACCCAGACUACGUCACACCUUGGAAAGGCCAUGACCUCAUGCUCAUCAAGUUGAACAGACCGGUUGUGGAAUCAGACACCAUCCGGAUCAUCCCCAUCACGACCCAGUGUGUGUACCCUGAGAGUCUGCAGUGUGCAUUUAUUCCAGUGCUAUUGGAACAGUACUGCAGAGCACUGUAUGACAAACACUACCACUGGAGUAUGUUCUGCGCUGGUGCUCAGGGCUACAAGGACACUUGUCCGCCCUGGAUAGCCGCACUGUUUGACGAUUAUGAGCCAUUCUGUUCUGGAGUUCUGGUGCAUCCGCAGUGGGUGCUGUCAGCUGCGCACUGCUGGAAACCAUCCUACACCAUUGUGCUGGGCCUGCACAGAGUUUUCGGUUGGUUUAAACCAGGCAGCCAGAUUAUCGAGGCCAGUUUCUCCGUGCAGCACCCACAGUACGUCACACCUAGGAAUGGUAGUGACCUUAUGCUCAUCAAGUUGGACAGACCAGCUGUGGAAUCAGACACCGUCCGGACCAUCCCCAUUGCAUCCCAAUGUCCAACACCUGGAAGCAGGUGCUGGAUCUCUGGCUGGGGUCAGCUUUUGGAUGGCACCUACCCUUUGGAACUGCAGUGUGCAUUUAUUCCUGUGGUUUCUGAGCAGUAUUGCAGAUCCGUGCUUAACUCGUCCUAUUCCGACAAUAUGUUCUGUGCUGGUGGUGAGGGCUACAAGGACUCUUGCCGCGUAAGAGAUUUGGACAUGGAGGCAGAGAUUUGGGAUGGAGAUGAGGUGUAA